Messenger RNA from Colletotrichum spaethianum, 426 nucleotides. RefSeq lists its product as uncharacterized. The record is from RefSeq and is a predicted model, not a curated record. Lineage: Eukaryota; Fungi; Ascomycota; Sordariomycetes; Glomerellales; Glomerellaceae. The transcript is spliced from 3 exons. Bases 1 to 426 code for a protein of 141 amino acids.
AUGCACCCCCUCUCUGUUCUCAGCCUUGGGAUCUUCGUCGCCGGUUACAUCACCGCCCGAUGGGACCUGGUUACGCGCCUCUAUGAGCUUGCCAUAUUCGCUUGGGACUACGGAGUUGUUACACGCGCCGCCAAGGGCUUUGCGCUCCUGACCUUCGUCUACCUCCUCAUCUUUAUUCCCGUGGAACGUUUGGCCACGAAGGAGGCGAACCUGCGCUUGGCUGACAUGCCAGAAAAUGACGGUUUAAUGAGGAUAUUCUGGCCGACGGACAUCCAGCGCUCCGACCUGCCUGGCGUCGUUGUGGGAUGGAGGAACUCGAGCCUGGAUGUCUUCGUCGUGGCCAUACUCGACGACGUUGAUGUCAGCAUACCCUCUACAGCGGCAACCCUCGCAGCAAUUGACGAGUUCACAGGCCGGUCAUGUUGA